This is a messenger RNA of Candidozyma haemuli, 1023 nucleotides long. RefSeq lists its product as uncharacterized. The record is from RefSeq and is a predicted model, not a curated record. NCBI's taxonomy places the organism in Eukaryota, Fungi, Ascomycota, Pichiomycetes, Serinales, Metschnikowiaceae. Bases 1 to 1023 code for a protein of 340 amino acids. The transcript has a single exon.
AUGGAUGAAAAACGAGAUUAUAACAAGAUCCUAGAAUUUCUAGAAGAUGAACACAGACACGAUCUAGCUUUGCAUCUUUUCCUGGCCCACUUGCUACAUCGAGUGAAUCCUAGUUUUCCCCAGAAGAAAUGGAGCUCAUGGCCUAUGGGUCGAUCUAAAGUGCCCGAGGUCCACGACGUUUAUGAAGAUUCGAUUGAGGAUCAGAAACGUGUUCAGUAUGAAAAGAUGAAUCCAGAACCUGUUGAUGAACAAUUUGCAAUGUCCUUUAAAAGGAGUCAGCUGAACAUGAUGGUUGCAAAGAAGAAGCUGAAAGACCUACCGAACGCUGUAUUGGUCAACGCUAUUAAUGAUAUCGUGGAGCAAACCAUCAAAAGGAAGCUCUCUCAACAAAAGCUAUCCCUAGAUCUAGACCACAAAUUAAGUGCUAAUAGGGCACUUUCUCUACGAAUUGCUGACCGCGUCAGUCGAACGUUGUGGAGACUUCAGAAGAGAAAUGCUUUCAAGACCAGUAAGAUGCUGGCCAAUAAUUGGCAAGACGUGCAAAUUGCUAAUGUGCUUGGCAGGUCCAGGACUGAUAAAGCACCCAUAGAGAGUUACCGCCGAAGCUAUGAAACAGCCCGUUCUCUUUUCAUGGAACGCCAUGAACAAUACCAAUACGACGAUUCACCAUAUGGCAGUGAAGCUGAGACAGAUUCUGAUAAUGACCCUAAUUUUGUCAUGACCGCUCCCGAGUUCGAAGUCGAACAUCAUCUUGAAGCCAUAGAUAAGGAAGCUACCAUGCCAUCUAAACAGAAGACUGAUCCGCAAGCAGAACUCGCAAAGAGAAAAGUGGAGUUCCAGACCAAAGAAGCUAUCUUUACUAGCUGCUGGGAUGACGCUGCAUCUACAUCAGUCCUUUCCUUUGCACCCGAUAACUCGGUCCCCUAUAAAGUUCAUUCUGGUCCGCUACUGGAAGAAAGGGAGGACAUUCUUGCUACUAACGUGGUGAAUAAAAAGGAUUAUCAAAUUCAUUUUACUAAAUAA